AUGAAGGAGAUGCUUUGGGGGAUGAGACCUACAUAUCCAUUAUCAAUUUCGAAUAGAACUAACGAUAUAUUGCUCAUUAGUGCACUCGGCAUAACGCAUCUAUCGUAUGACGCCAUGGGACCCGAACGCAAUACCAAUAUCGAGACCAACUGUGAAGCUGAAAAGGAGAAUCCCGCAUAUUGCUCUCCCGCUCUUUCGCAGCUAUCAAGCUUGGCUAAACUAUUGGAUGAAACUGCGGUGACUGAAGACCUGGUGAUGGUAGCAGUGAGUGAGGUCAUAAACUCCCCACAAAAGCAGCCUCUUCGAAGACCAUUCAAGGAAGGCAACUCUGCUCUACAUCAUAUCAAAGAUGCUGCCAAUACCAAACUCUGCAGAAAGGCAACAACCCCUCUCGCGAAACUUGAAAAACUUAAGAGUCCCUUCUCCUCACAUCACGAAAACCAUUCUAUAAAAGAAACAACAACGGAAUCACCAUUUGUGGAAGCUACUUUUGUUGCUCUUUUGCAGUUAGCAACAGGAACAGUCAGGGUCGACAACUUAUCAGACAACAAGCAAGAACAUCAAGCUGCUCAACCCUUCUUGAACACGCCAGUCAAAGUAAUAUCAACAACACCAAAAGUGCCUGGGUCUAAAUCCAAGUCUGUAAAACCAAUAACAACAGAAACAGUAGAAACCUGGGAGCCAGACUGUCCAUCUCCCGUGCUCUUUCCCGACGCACAAACACCAAAUGCGGCAGCAGCUCCAAAUGAUCACUGGCAAGAUUUGGAUGCUGAUGACGCCGGUGAUACUAUAAUGGUCUCUGAAUAUGUCGUUGAAAUCUUUGAGCAUAUGAGACGGAUUGAGCUUCGGACGUUGGCAAUGCCGAACUAUAUAGAUUACCACGAAGAGCUGUGCUGGACACGACGCAACACCCUGAUUGAUUGGAUUGUCGAUGUACAUUGGGCUUUCCGACUCUUACCAGAAACUCUUUAUCUUACCGUCAACAUCAUUGAUCGAUUUUUGUCCGCUCGUAUUGUCUCCUUGGCCAAACUGCAAUUGGUUGGAAUCACGUCUUUAAUGAUUGCAUGUAAAUAUGAGGAGACCAUUAGUCCAAGCAUCCACAAUCUGCUCUAUAUGGUCGACAACGGAUACACUCAAGUAGAAAUAAUACAAGCUGAGAGAUACAUACUGUCUGCCCUUGAAUUUUCAGUAAAUUAUCAGAGCCCGAUGAGCUUCCUGAGAAGGGGAUCGAAGGCUGAUUCAUACGAUCCAGCAAGCCGCAUGCUCGCAAAGUAUUUGAUGGAAAUAACUAUAGUUGAUGAGAGAUUCCUUAUCUGUCCACCAUCUGAGAUCGCAGCCGCUGGAUUAUACCUUGCUCGACGUAUGCUUCAACGUGGUGAAUGGGAUGCCACCUUGAUCCAUUACUCUGGCUAUACCGAACAACAACUUGGCAACUGUGUAAAUCUCAUGGUAGACUCUUUGAGUGUGCCCACUCCUCUUGAUGCUGUCUACAGAAAAUAUACUAGCAAAAAAUUAAUGAGAGCGAGCUCUUUCGCUCGACAUUGGAUGGGAGAAACAUUCGAAGGAGUAGUAGCAUCACCAACAUCAGAGGCUGAUUUGACUCAAUAG
This is a messenger RNA of Synchytrium microbalum, 1608 nucleotides long. RefSeq lists its product as uncharacterized. Lineage: Eukaryota; Fungi; Chytridiomycota; Chytridiomycetes; Synchytriales; Synchytriaceae. Gene Ontology annotation, cellular component: nucleus; centrosome; cyclin-dependent protein kinase holoenzyme complex. The transcript is spliced from 7 exons. Gene Ontology annotation, biological process: mitotic cell cycle phase transition; regulation of cyclin-dependent protein serine/threonine kinase activity. The coding region runs from base 1 to 1608 and encodes 535 amino acids. Gene Ontology annotation, molecular function: cyclin-dependent protein serine/threonine kinase regulator activity. The record is from RefSeq and is a predicted model, not a curated record.